UUUGAGAUUUGAGAUUUGAGAUUUGUUCCAUCUCUGUUGAAAGGAUGUAAAGAAAGAAAUACAGGGAAGAAGGGGAAAGAAAAACUCUAGCAAUGGUGCAUUCUGUAACCCCUUUUCCAUUACCCAGAUAUGGAAUCGCUCAUGGAAUUGCUCAACUGAAUAUGACGAAUGAAGAAAGUGCAGAUCCAAACCAAGGGAAUGUUUUUUCUUAUUACGCUUAUGUGCAAAAAUCCACAGGCCUGGCUACUAACCCUAGUCCAGAAAACCCGGCCAUAGAAACAUACGGGCCCUACCUUUCGCCCGCUGCAACCGCCACGGUUUACGACCUGAGCCUGAUUUUGCAUUCCAACCGCUAUUUUGUGGGGAAUUUCAGACCACUUGCACGCUGCGUGCUGGCCAUCAUUCAACGUGAGACCGCUAAGGGUUUGCCCGCCGACCUGCCGCUGUUAAUUGCGUACGGAAGUUGUUUAGUUGAUGCCCUUGCUACGUAUAUUGGCUUGAAUGAGAUUGAGAUGUCUCGGCUUUGGAGUUUUAUCGAGAACACGUUUUUUAUGAUGGGGCAAUCGUUUCAGAAUGAUUUCAAUGAACACGGGCAGAAACAUUUGGAGUUGCUGAGUUGCCUUCGCAACCAAGUUCUGGAGGCUUACGUGGAGCAAACAUGGCCGGAUGAUGUGUGGCCUGAGUUUCGAUCCUGGGUCCGUGGUGAAAAUAUUGUUUCGUCUGGCCUGCGGCCACCAUGCUUUCAGGUUCUGAUAGGGGCGAAAGCAAUCGAAGAGCAGGAGAAUGUAGCCCUACCAGAUAAACAAUUGGUGGAAUUCAAAUCGAGUUAUGCAGCGAAUCUGUGCGCCAUGGUGGAGGACCAGCUAGGAAAACUCCGGGUGCCAGGCAUUUUCACCAAGCAUGGAUUCUUCAUCAAAAUGAUCGUCUUCGUCCUUCACCGCCAUUUCGACAAGAGGGAUCUAGACAUAAAACCCUCUCACAGGCCCCUUUUGUUUGCCCGAUACGCCGGUCACAUAGCGGAUGCUCUCAGGAACAGCAUCCUCUACAAUGGCUAUUUCCAGAUACGAGAAAAAUCAUAUCCUAUAGUGCUGCAAUAUUCCUCAGAUGUUUACAUUGACGGGCUCUGCGGGUCCCCUCGGGCAUUUGCCAUGGUGGAUGCCUUAGACGAGAUUGUGGAGGCGUACAAUAGCCGACAGUGGCCAGUAGACGUGUGGUGUACAUUGCUGGACGAUAUCAACAACUCAAACCCUAAUUUCGGCUCAAAACCUAAUUUUGAGUCCGGAUCUCUUGUGAAUAUGUAUGAAAAUAGCUGUGGCGGAAAUCGAACCCUGUGUACGGACGUGCAGAUGCUUAUGCCGGAGAUUGAAUCCUGGACCAGUGAAGAAGAUGAGGUUUAUGAAGCCUCAGGCGGUGAAGAAAUCGAGGAUUAUGAAGAGGAAGAGAAUCUUAAUGACUGUUAUCAGAAGACGAAACAAUGUUUUAAUUGUUUGGGGCCUUCAUCGGUUAGUUACACAUUCAGGUGGCUCUGUCAGAGCGAUCACACAGUGGAAGGAUUGAGGGAGGAGACGUUUGGGCCGUUUUCUGUUAUGAGUGGAGACUGUGCGUCGAGAAUUCAUGACGAAGUGAAAAAGAUUUUUCCGUUUGCUACUGCAUUUCAGAGCGUUCGCCGUGAUCCCUUUUCUAGGGCACCCAAUUUUGUUGUAGGAGCAUGUUUGCAUUAUAAGAAUCCUCAAGUUGUUCCCAUGGAGUACCGGGAUGGCCAGUGGUUCCCCACCGGGCAGGGGAUUCCUAUGGAUUUAAAUGGCGAGGAAGGAGAUGGUGGAAUUUGAUGGAUUUCAGUCAUUGUUUGUACUUAAUUCUCAGAAUCGUGGAAGAUCUGAAACGUUUCUUUUUGGUCUCUGAAACUUACUUGCAUGGGUUGGAUUUCAGGAGUUUUUGAGCCACUGUAAUGAAGUGGAAUUUGAUAGGUUUUUAUAUCCUUUUGGUUGAGGUUUGUAUUUUCCCUGCUAUUCCAAGAAUCAAAUCAUAAAGGUUUGGGUAUAGUCUUUUUUCAAAGAAUACAAACCUGCAACAAGAUUUAGAAAUCAAUGACUAAAGAGUUUAGGUUUUGAUA
Cryptomeria japonica (Japanese cedar) is the source of this 2113-nucleotide messenger RNA. RefSeq lists its product as uncharacterized. The transcript is spliced from 2 exons. Lineage: Eukaryota; Viridiplantae; Streptophyta; Pinopsida; Cupressales; Cupressaceae. Bases 93 to 1829 code for a protein of 578 amino acids. The record is from RefSeq and is a predicted model, not a curated record.